AUGAUAGCGGAUUCAUCAGUUUUGAAAAAGCACACAGCAAUCAAGAGAAGUACGAGAAUAAUAUCGCUAACACUCGUUUUGCUUGGCGUAUUUAGCUUCUUACUACUUACAUGGAAUGACUCCUUGGAAUUCUACAACUCUGCUGACCCUAGCGAAAACAAAAAAAAUAGUGAGGAAGAAAGUGAAAAGAAGUUCGUUUACAAGUUGCCAAACUUAUUAAAGACAGCAGACAGUUUUCUAAGUAAUGAAAAUGAACUAAAUUUCCAAAAAGUCAAAGAAGAAAUUUCAAAUAUUCAAAGCGAGGUUGAAGUCGACAUCCCAGAACCCUCAUCCAAAGCUACAUCAAAAUUUUCUUCAAGAUCGUUCCAAACUGAUAAUGUCGUGACGGCGACGACCACAACAACACUAAAUCCACGGUCAUCUUCUCUGGCCUUGCAGAAAAACUGCGAUCACAAAAAAUUCGACCCUAGAACAGAUUUUCUAGAUAUAAUAAGAACCUCUCCAGCGGUAUUAUUCAUUAAAUCAUCACAAGCAGACUCCAUUUUCUUAAAAAAUCUAUUACAAAGAGAAUUUGAGAUUUCACCCGAAUUGGCCACUGUUGAUUUGGAAAAACACUCUCAUGGCUAUGAAUUAGAAAAGUAUAUCAAACAAAAUAAACUAAAUAUCGAUACUAGUGCUGCCUUGGAAUCCAUUCAGUCGCCUUAUUUAUUUUUGAAUGGUAUUUCCGUGAUAAAUCGUGGAAUGGUGAGAGAUAUAAUCGAACCUCAUUCGAAGGGAUUGCUACUACCUCUUCUAAAGUCUGAAGCGCGUGGCAACUUGCUGGUAGAAAAAAAAGACAUCCCUUCUAAUUCUUAA
Messenger RNA from Saccharomyces cerevisiae S288C, 855 nucleotides. RefSeq names its product pheromone-regulated protein PRM4 (gene PRM4). The record is from RefSeq and is marked reviewed. The transcript has a single exon. Gene Ontology annotation, cellular component: membrane. The coding region runs from base 1 to 855 and encodes 284 amino acids. Lineage: Eukaryota; Fungi; Ascomycota; Saccharomycetes; Saccharomycetales; Saccharomycetaceae.